AUGGGCAGGUUCGGCGUCACGCGCCUCACGCUGGCACCGCCGGCGCUGCUGGCCAUCGUGCGCACCGCCGAGGAAGCGGACGCGGGCGCUGCCGCCCACGUGGCCACGCUCUUGGCGGUGAACUGCGGCGGCGCGCCCCUCGCGGCUGACCUCAUUGCGCGCUUCUCGCGCACUUUACCUGGCGUAGGCGUUACCCAGGUGAGAAUUGGUCUUCGUGUUCUUACUCGACCCAUGCCAGAUCAGCUACCUAAAAUCUACAGGAACCUGGGGGAGAACUUCAAUGAGAGAGUUCUGCCUUCAAUCAUUCAUGAAACACUCAAAGCUGUGGUUGCUCAAUACAAUGCCAGUCAGCUGAUCGCACAGAGAGAGGCUGUGAGCAGGGAGAUUAGGAAGAUUCUGACUGAGAGGGCCAACAACUUCAAUAUCGCUCUCGAUGAUGUGUCCAUCACAAGCCUCAGCUUUGGAAAAGAGUUUACUCAUGCCAUUGAAGCCAAACAGGUUGCUGCACAAGAAGCUGAGCGUGCCAAGUUCAUUGUUGAGAAGGCCGAGCAGGACAAGCGCAGUGCAAUCAUCAGGGCACAGGGUGAGGCUAAGAGUGCUGAGCUGAUUGGUCAAGCCAUUGCGAACAACCCCGCUUUCCUAGCUCUGAGACAGAUUGAAGCUGCCAGGGAGAUCUCCCACACCAUGGCGGCCUCAAGCAACAAGGUGUUCCUUGAUUCCAGGGACCUUUUGCUUGGACUCCAGCAACUGAACGUGGGGGCAAACAAAAGUGAAGUGAUCGUCCAGCCCAGUCCCACGCCACCGUGGACGAGAGUAGUUUAA
Molecule: messenger RNA, 822 nt
Organism: Miscanthus lutarioriparius
Lineage: Eukaryota; Viridiplantae; Streptophyta; Magnoliopsida; Poales; Poaceae
Source: the annotation of a GenBank genome assembly